Molecule: messenger RNA, 1519 nt
Organism: Vitrella brassicaformis
Lineage: Eukaryota; Vitrellaceae
Source: the annotation of a GenBank genome assembly
GCAUCGUGUUCGUUCAUAGGCUGCACCGCAGCUGUUUUUGUUUGCGUGUGAGGCAGAGAGAUCUGGAGAGAGUUGCUGUGCGCGCAUAUCAACAUGACUGAGAGUACGAAUCAUGACAUCGUUAUGACGCACUGAGUGUGCGUAUCAUAUUAUCACACACGUAGUGUAGUCGGCCGCGAGUCGUUCGUCUGUCUACUUGUGGUAGUUGGUGCCCUUGCGGAUCUCCACCGCUCGGUACAGCUGCGCACAGCCAAACAACACAGAGAAUACCAAUUGGCAAAAGACACGUAGGCAUGUGCAUUUGCACGCACCUGCUCAUAGAGUAUCAGCCGCGCCAGCUCGUGAGGGAAGGUCAUGCGGGACAGACUCACAUAGCUGCACUCACACACACCGACACACAUGUGAGUGAGCACGUGGCAGCGCCCCUGCACGUACCGUACUCGACCACUCAGCUGGCCCGUCUUGGGCCGCAGUGCGUCGGGCAGUCCCUCUGCACCGCCUGCACACACAACACAUACCAAACAAGCGUAUGCACACAUGUACGUGCGUGCACGUGUGUUGGUGUCGUGUGGAUGUGAUGUGGGUACCGAUGACGACGGACACCCGUGAGCCGCCUUGCUGCAGCAGGCUGUACAAGAGGCCGCUGAACGACUCGCUCGUGUGCUCAUCACCCUGCACACACACACACACGACGAUGGAUGGAUGGAUGGAUGGAUGGAUACAGACGCGCAUUCAUACCUGCACAUCAAGGCACACGACUGCGUGCUGCUUUGAGAGGUCCCUCUGUACACAUGACACCAACGAGUCAUCCUGAGAGCGUGUACGUGGCCACAUGCGCACCACACCGUCGGGCCACAUCAUGCUGGAUGGGGUCAUGUGGUGUGCGUGUGUGGCUGGUUGCUUCUAUACGUUGGCGGCCCAUUCGGUCUUGACGUCGAGUGCUGACCGCAUCCGCACACGAUACUGCUCGCAGCCGAUGUCCUGAAUGAAUGAAUGCACUCAGACGGACAAACACUCACACCGAGAGGGGGCAUGCACACACGCAUCUGUGGUAUAUGGUGCGCACCUGCCAUGUGCCUUUCUUGGUGCAUUUGCCCCGAAUGCGCACAGUCACCUCACAGACCAUACGCACCUGCACACACACACAUAUAUACGCACAUGCCCGCACAGAGGAGAGAAUGACGAACGUGGCUGCUGAUGGCCUGGCCGGCCAUUCAUCCAAUUUAUGCGCCAACAUACAUACAUACAUACAUACAUACAUACACACAUUGCAACGCGUUGUACAGCCAUCCGCCCGCCUCAUAUGUACACGAUAGCCUUCACAGCAGCCACACAAGCACCACAUCAGUGCACUCAUCAGCACAAGUUCGCGCAUCCUUCUUCAAUGAUGCCAAGCGGAGAUCUCCAUCCCAAUCGCCUCAUACGACAUCACUAGCAAGGUGGCGUCGCUCAUUUGCCUCAUUUGGCCUCGAGUUUGGUGCCUGCGAGCUUAGCUUGAGCCUACCUUUAGCUCGCACAU